CUGACGACGCAAUACCGCUCGCACGUCGCCAUCUCGGACUGGGCGUCGAGGGAGAUGUACUCAGGGAACCUCUUCGCGUCGGACGUCGUGAGUAGCCGGCUGCUUCGAGACCUUCCCGGGGUGAUGACCACCGCCGCGACGUCCACGCCGUUGAUGCUUCUGGACACGAGAACCGCCGGCGGGUUACUCCUCGCCGGGUGCUCGGAGCAGAGCGAGCGCGAUAUCGGCGGCGGCGGCGCGUCCGCGACGGCGACGACGUCGUCGUCUUCGCUCGCGAACGAGGGCGAGGCGUACGCGGUGACGAUGCACGUCGCGGGUUUACUCGGCGCGGGGGUGAAGCCGAGGGAUAUUAAAGUGCAAAGCCCGUACGCCGCGCAGGUGCGGUUGAUUCGCGCCAAGUUGCAGGCGGUCGCGGACGCGGGCGCCGCGCCCGGCGCGGAGCGCGUCGAAGUCGCGAGCGUGGAUUCGUUUCAAGGGAGAGAGGCGGAGUGCGUCAUCGUGUCCACGGUUCGCAGCAACGACCGCGGCGCGGUUGGCUUUUUGUCCGACCGGCGGCGGAUGAACGUCGCGUUCACGCGCGCGCGCAGGCACGUCGCGAUCGUGGGCGACAGCGCGACCGUCGGUUCUGAUCCUUUUCUGAGGCGGUUGCUCGAUCACGUCCGCGCGUGUGGG
This is a messenger RNA of Micromonas pusilla CCMP1545, 672 nucleotides long. RefSeq lists its product as uncharacterized. NCBI's taxonomy places the organism in Eukaryota, Viridiplantae, Chlorophyta, Mamiellophyceae, Mamiellales, Mamiellaceae. Gene Ontology annotation, molecular function: 5'-3' DNA helicase activity. The record is from RefSeq and is a predicted model, not a curated record. The transcript has a single exon. The annotation marks the transcript as partial.